Molecule: messenger RNA, 3181 nt
Organism: Rhododendron vialii
Lineage: Eukaryota; Viridiplantae; Streptophyta; Magnoliopsida; Ericales; Ericaceae
Product: U3 small nucleolar RNA-associated protein 21 homolog
Exons: 18
Coding region: 218-2944 (908 amino acids)
Biological process (GO): rRNA processing
Cellular component (GO): small-subunit processome; Pwp2p-containing subcomplex of 90S preribosome
Molecular function (GO): protein binding
Source: RefSeq, a predicted model, not a curated record
GUUUCCCUCCGGUUUCAACCGGUUUAGGAUUUCCAAUGAACGGCCAAGAUCAAUUGAAGCGAUCAAACUUGGCCCAAAACCGGGACUCCAUUACGGAAACCAAUUACGGCGUCGUCACGACCGUCUUCUUCGUGUCUUAAACCCCUUGCGCUCCAAAACCCUAAAAACUGAUAAACCGCCAAAAAUCACAGAGAAACACCUCUCUUCUCUCUCUAGAAUGGGAAUAUUCGAGCCGUUUAGAGCAAUCGGAUACAUUACAAGCAGCGUUCCUUUCUCUGUGCAAAGAUUAGGCACCGAGACCUUCGUCACCGUCAGCGUCGGCAAAGCAUGGCAGAUUUACAACUGUGCGAAGCUGAAUUUGGUGCUCGUUGGUCCUCUAAUGCCUAAGAAGAUACGCGCUCUUGCUUCCUAUCGGGACUACACGUUUGCUGCUUACGGCAAUGACAUUGCAGUUUUUAAGCGUGCACAUCAGGUGGCAACUUGGAGCAGGCAUACUGCAAAGGUCAACCUGUUGCUUCUGUUUGGGGAGCACAUCCUAAGUGUUGAUGUCAGUGGCAAUAUUUUUAUCUGGGCUUUUAAAGGAAUUGACCAGAAUCAUGCUCCACUUGGACACGUUUUGGUGGAAGAUAAAUUCAGUCCUACUUGUAUAAUGCAUCCAGAUACUUACCUAAACAAGGUAAUUCUAGGGAGCCAGGAAGGUUCUUUCCAACUUUGGAAUAUUAGCACAAAGAAGAAACUUUACGAGUUCAAGGGCUGGCAAUCUUCCAUAUGUUGUUGUGUUUCAUCACCAGCGCUAGAUGUUAUUGCAGUUGGAUGUGCUGAUGGAAAGAUCCAUGUACACAACAUUCGUUUUGACGAGGAAGUAGUUGGGUUUACACAUUCCACUCGAGGGGCUGUGACUGCAUUAUCUUUCAGCACUGAUGGACAGCCACUCCUAGCAUCUGGAGGUUCAUCUGGUGUCAUAAGCAUAUGGAAUCUUGAGAAGAGGCGUCUCCAGUCUGUCAUUAAAGAGGCUCAUGAUAGUCCAAUAAUCUCAUUGCAUUUCUUUGCUAAUGAGCCAGUGCUAAUGAGUUCAUCAGCAGACAACUCAGUAAAGAUGUGGAUUUUUGACACAAGUGAUGGGGAUCCUCGCUUGUUACGCUUCCGAAGUGGGCAUAGUGCUCCUCCUAUUUGCAUAAGGUUCUAUGCUAAUGGGAGACAUAUUCUGUCAGCUGGGCAAGAUCGUGCCUUCCGUCUUUUCUCAGUCAUCCAGGAUCAGCAAAGCAGAGAGCUUUCCCAGCGUCAUGUAUCCAAAAGAGCAAAAAAGCUCAGGGUCAAGGAGGAAGAUAUAAAACUGAAGCCCGUUAUAGCCUUUGAUGUUGCUGAAAUAAGGGAGCGUGAUUGGUGCAAUGUGGUCACAUGCCAUAUGGAUACUGCACAAGCGUACGUGUGGAGGCUUCAGAACUUUGUUCUUGGCGAGCACAUCCUGAAACCAUGCCCGGAAAAUCCAACAUCUGUUAAGGCCUGCACCAUCAGUGCCUGUGGCAAUUUCGCUGUGCUAGGUACAGCUGGUGGUUGGAUUGAGAGAUUUAAUCUUCAGUCUGGGAUCAGCCGUGGCAGUUAUGUGGAUGUGUUAGAGAAAAAUAGCUAUGCCCACAGUGGAGAGGUGGUUGGUGUUGCCUGUGAUUCCACAAACACCUUGAUGAUAAGUGCUGGAUAUCAUGGGGAUAUAAAGGUGUGGGAUUUCAAAGGACGUGAGCAAAAAUCCAGAUGGGAAAUUGGUUGUUCACUGGUGAAGAUUGUUUACCAUCGUGUCAAUGGUCUUUUGGCAACAGUGGCAGAUGAUUUAGUCAUCCGUUUAUUCGAUGUUGUGGCACUAAGAUUGGUUCGUAAAUUUGAAGGUCACACAGACCGUAUUACAGACUUGUGCUUCAGCGAGGAUGGCAAAUGGCUUUUGUCAUCCAGCAUGGAUGGGAGUCUUCGAAUUUGGGAUGUCAUCUUAGCAAGACAAAUAGAUGCUAUACAUGUUGAUGUUUCCAUAACUGCACUGUCUUUGUCAUCGAAUAUGGAUGUUCUAGCAACGACUCAUGUUGAUCAAAAUGGGGUCUAUCUCUGGGUUAAUCAAGCAAUGUUUACUGGAGCUCCUAAUGUUGAGUCCUAUGGAAGUGGGAAGGAAGUAGUGAAUGUAAAGUUGCCAUCUGUCUCUUCAACAGAAGGUUCUCGUGAUAAUGACUCUGAGAAGCCUGUUAUAACACACUCAGAAGUUGCCUACAGUUCUCAUACUCCGCUUUCAGUUAGGCAAAUUCCAGAUCUCGUUACUCUCUCAUUAUUGCCUAAGAGCCAGUGGCAAAGCUUGAUCAAUUUAGACAUUAUCAAGGCUCGCAACAAACCAAUUGAGCCUCCAAAGAAACCCGAAAAGGCUCCUUUCUUCCUGCCUUCAAUACCAUCUCUAUCUGGAGAAAUAAUGUUCGCACCUAUUGAGUCAGCUAAUGAAGAGAAGGAUAGUAACGGUGAUAAACGUGAAAAAAGAGAGGAACAAGCUCAUUUGGCGUCAUCCCGCUUUGUGCAAUUUCUUCACACCUCAGCGGACUUGGAAAAUUUUUCAGCAUUCACUGAUUAUAUUAAAAGCUUGUCUUCGUCAACUUUGGAUAUGGAACUUAGAAUGCUUCAGAUUAUAGAUGAUGAUGAUGAACAAGAACCCGAAAAGAGACCCGAGUUCCAUUCUAUUGAAUUGCUGCUGGAUUAUUUCAUUUAUGAGAUCUCCUGCAGAAAUAACUUCGAGUUCUUUCAAGCUGUCAUCAGAUUGUUUCUAAAGAUCCAUGGUGAAACAAUCCGCCAGCAGCCGAAGUUGCAAGAAAAGGCACGAAAGCUUCUAGAAAUACAAGGAGCGGUAUGGCAAAGGGUAGACAGGUUGUUCCAAAGUGCUAGAUGCAUGGUUACGUUUCUCAGCAACUCUCAGUUUUGAUUAUCUUGCAUUAUCUUCAAUGUCUGUUGUUUAAUUAUAUGCCCAAUUUUGGUUCCUUAAAGUGUAAAAAUAGCAUUUUAUUAUUUCUGUUGUUAUUUUUACGGCAUCGUAAUGCUGUCUGUUAUCCUGGAAGUAAAUCAGUGAUCUGUUAGUAGAAGUGAGUUCAUCGAUAGAACACACACGAAUCGUUUAUUUAUACGACUGGAAGGGUGGAUGGCAAUCCUCAUUUUUGAACUU